This is a messenger RNA of Alosa alosa (allis shad), 4033 nucleotides long. RefSeq names its product zinc finger protein 574 (gene znf574). NCBI's taxonomy places the organism in Eukaryota, Metazoa, Chordata, Actinopteri, Clupeiformes, Clupeidae. Gene Ontology annotation, biological process: regulation of transcription by RNA polymerase II. The transcript has 7 exons. The coding region runs from base 74 to 3301 and encodes 1075 amino acids. Gene Ontology annotation, molecular function: RNA polymerase II cis-regulatory region sequence-specific DNA binding; DNA-binding transcription factor activity. The record is from RefSeq and is a predicted model, not a curated record.
AUCAAAUCACGUUUUGUUGAGACGUUGAGCAGAUCUGUAUUCUCUCUUUUUCGACUGGAAGACCGUCUGCGCAAUGGAGACGUCCUCCGUGUACAUGUGUUUCCCCUGCUACCAGGAGUUCCCCUCCCUGGAGGAGGUGCUCGCCCACCAGCUCACCUGCAACGUCGAGGCUCCUGCCCACACACCAGCACAGGUGCCUCAGAGCAGCCAGGAGCACACUGAGGCUGAGGCUGAUGUGGAGGAGAGUGUGUGUGCGCUGACCCCAGACAUGGGCGGGUCUGAGCUGUGGAGUGAGGGGGCGGAGCAGAGGCGGGCCGGGGCGGGCGACGCCCCCCGGAUUCUAUACCAAUGUGGCGACUGCGAGCUCCUUUUUGAUUCGCUGGGUCUCUGGCAGCAGCACCGCAAGCAGGGAGGCUGCCAGCAGGAGGCGCAAGAGCACUCAGAGACACCGCUGAUUGCACCCACACACACACACACAGAGGCUGGCAACCUGCAGCCCCCAGAAGAGGGGAUGGAGACAGAGGCGAGGCAGGGCGGGGCCUAUCCUAAUGACGGACAGGCAGAAGCAACCAAUGAGGCGUCGCUGGAGGCGGUGAGAGUGGAGACGCAGGUGUGUGUGAGCGAAACGUCAGACGGCCCUGCAGCCGCGCCCGCGUCCCCCCCUGACCCCCCCGUGAGACGUCGGAGCGGCGUGAAGCGAGUGAAGCCACCGUCCAGCCUGCUGUGCGUAGAGUGCGGUGCAGGCUUCUCGGCCAUCUCGGAGCUGGUGUCUCACCGCCGCAGUCAGCAUGGCCUGCAGGAGGCGCUACACCGCUGCACGGUGUGCGGAGAGGGCUUCCUCAACACCACGCUCUUCCUCUACCACCGCAAGCAGCACCCGCAGCCGCAUCCCGUCCACACUCUCGCGCACACACACACCUCGCUGCUUGGCCUCCAGCAGGACGUGCAGGUGGAGCUGCUGGAGGAGGAGUCUCAUGGACAGGGACUCCUGCUAUUGGCUGCAGCCGGGGAGGGGCAGAGUCUGGCCUCUUAUUUGGCCCUGCCCAGCAAACUGGAUAGUCCACACAUGCCCAUCGAGGUCCAGACCUCUCCCACUAACCCAGAAGCCACACCCACCGACGAUCCGGUCACUCCCACCAACCCAGAAACCACACCCACCAAUGGUCCGGCCACUCCCACUGAUCCAGAAACCACAUCCGUUGAGGUCCAGACCACUCCCACUGAUCCAGAAGCCACACUGAUCAAUGUUCAGGCCACUCCUACUGAAAACCAAGCCAUUCUAGCCACAUCCCCUGAGAACCAGACCAAUGAGCUUGAGAAGGGGUCUCAGGAGGAAGGGGAGAGCCCAGACAAGAAACGUCUGAGGCAGGAGCAGGAAGUGGCGGCAGAGGGAGUGAGUGUGUGUGAGACGACCGGCACGUCUCUGUGCCACGUGUGUGGCUCCUCCUUCUCCAGCGAGGGGGCGCUGAAGAGGCAUGGUCAGGAGCGCCACGGCCACAAGGGGGCGCUUCAUGCCUGCGGAGUGUGUGGCCAAGAGUUCAUGAACACCACGCAGUACCUCUACCACCGCAAGCAGCACCGCAUUGACAUUGAUACACCCGCACAGCCAGCGCACGCCAACUGUCAGCCCGCAGUAGAGGAUUCCGGAGAGGCAGCCUGCGGUGACUUCUUGGUGGAGCUCCCUGAAGACCCUACAACGGUUCCACUGGUGUCUGUCGCCCUGGCGACAGAUGCCACCCUGAGCGAGCCCAUCCCCCCACCCCCUGCCCAGCUGUCACGUGAUUGGUCGAGAGCAGCGCUACCCCACCGCUGUCCGCACUGUGGCCGCUCGUUCACGCGGCGGUCUCUACUCCGUGCCCACGUCAGCGGGCACACGGGCCAGAAGCUCUUCCGCUGCCACGUCUGUGCCAAGGCCUUCUCCAGCCCUGCCAACCUGCUGCGUCACACACACACGCACACACACACACACCAGCGCCCGCACCGCUGCCACAUCUGCACCAAGGACUUCAGCCAGCCCGCCACACUCAAGCGCCACAUGCUCACACACACGCGGCCAGGAGCCUACCGGAGGCGCCGCCUCACACACACACACACGCUCAGGACAGCCAUCCAGGACGGGGACGCCCAGGGACCACACCUUCACACCUGCCCAGACUGCCCUGCCAGCUUCAGGAUGAACACACAGCUGCAGAAACACAGACUCCUUCACACCAGUCAUCCAUUCUCCUGUGAGAUUUGCAGCGAAGCCUUCAAGCGCAGAAAGGACCUGGACCUGCACUCCCUCUCACACCAAGAGCCUAAGUCCUGCCCCCACUGUUCAGCUCAGUUCCUCAACCAGACGGUGCUUCAGGUGCACCUGCAGCGUUGCCCAGGCAACCAGGUGGAGACCAGGCCUGAGACUGAGGUGUCCGGUGGUCGGCGUGGGCGGGGCCAGGGGCGGGGCAAGGCGGGUGGGCAGCUGGAGUGUGAGAUGUGCGGACACCGCUGUGUGACGCAGGAGGGCCUAGAGCUGCACCGCCUCUCCCACACCGGCCAGACGCCGCUGCGCUGCCCCCUGCUGCCCUGCAGGCGGCGCUUUGCCACGGGGGCCGCGCUGGGCGAACACGUCCUGGCGCACUGCCAGGGUCGCCAGGGCAAGCAGCGGGCACCCAGCCGUUACCGAUGCCAACACUGCGCCAAGGAGUUUGCCUAUGCCUCCACUUUCGCUGUGCACAUGCGCAUUCACACCGACGAGAGGCCCUUUGAGUGCUCCACCUGUGGGAAGCGUUUCCGGCAGCUUCCUCACCUGCAGGACCACGAGCGGAUCCACAGUGGGCUGCGUCCGUUCGCCUGCUGGGUGUGCGGAAAGAGCUUCAGCGUGGCGGCGCGUCUGACGGAGCAUGCGCGCGUGCACAGCGGCGAGAAGCCCUACACCUGUCCCCGCUGCCCCACCGCCUUCCGCUCCCGAGCCAACCUCGACAAGCACCUGCACAUACACGCCGAUGAGCCGCAUGGGCCGGAGACCGAGGCACUUGGGGAAGGCGAGUCGGCUGUGCAGACCAUCCUGCUCGUCCACCAGGCGGCGCCUUCACCCCCGCACCCAGACAACCAGUUGGAGGUUCCAGAGGGGGCAGGCACCACGCUGAUCCUGCCCGCAGACCAGGCCUCCUCCUCGGGCAUGCUGGUGCCGGGGUCCCCCUCCUCCGUAGUCAUCCUGCACCCCACCAUCACCGUGCCCACUACUGCUGUGCCCAACAUCUCUGUCGUGGAGGGACAGGACGUCCCGCACACCAUAGAGUUCAUCAUCGAGGAAACCGUCUAGAGGAAAUCCCACACACCAUAGAGUUCAGCAUUGCGGAAACUGUCUAGAGGAAAUCCCACACACCAUAGAGUUCAGCAUUGCGGAAACUGUCUAGAGGAAAUCCCACACACCAUAGAGUUCAGCAUUGCGGAAACUGUCUAGAGGAAAUCCCACACACCAUAGAGUUCAGCAUUGCGGAAACUGUCUAGAGGAAAUCCCACAUACCAUAGAGUUUAUCACUGAGCAGAGCCAUAGAAGGAGGGAGGGAGAGAGGGAGGAGAGGGGAUAGAGAGGAAGAGAAGAGGGGAUAGAGAGAGGGAAGAGAAGAGGGGAUAGAGGGAAGAGGAGAUGGAGAAUGGGUGAUGGAUGGAAUGAGAAAGGAGAGGGUGCUGACUGCUGACAUAAAGAAGAUUUAGAAAUAGUGAAAAUAAAUUACAUGUCCAGACACACCUGUCUGUGUGUGUGUGAGAACGAGUGUGAAUAUAAGAUGUAGAAAAUGUGAAUAUAAUUAAGUUCAGAGACCUGUGUGUGUGUGGGUAUAUAAGGAGAGUGUGUGCAGGUUGCUAUUGAAGGAAGAUUGUGUGUGAAAAGGAUCAGCAGAGAGCAUCUAUUCUGUAUAUAUGUACACACCUGUGCUUAGGCGUGCUGAGGUGAUUUUUUUUAAUGUUGAUAUGACAGUUCAGUUUGAAUCCCAGCGACUGCCUGCUUGCUAAUGUGUUGUUGUUUAAUAAAGCAACUUUAUUACUAGCGCCA